This is a messenger RNA of Cucumis melo (muskmelon), 896 nucleotides long. RefSeq lists its product as uncharacterized. Bases 126 to 797 code for a protein of 223 amino acids. Lineage: Eukaryota; Viridiplantae; Streptophyta; Magnoliopsida; Cucurbitales; Cucurbitaceae. Gene Ontology annotation, biological process: protein desumoylation. The transcript has 7 exons. Gene Ontology annotation, molecular function: deSUMOylase activity. The record is from RefSeq and is a predicted model, not a curated record. Gene Ontology annotation, cellular component: nucleus.
AAUGGCCUCGUCGGCUUGUUUCUACGAUCAAUGACAAACAAGAGCAUUCAACUAGGAAGGAUGUCGUAUACCCUUCAAAUUAUACUGACGUUAACGGGAUUAUUAAGCUUUUAAAUAGACAUGCCAUGAACAACAUGGAGGAUGUAGACAUGAUUCGCAUCCCAAUGAACGAGCUAAUAUUUGGAAGUGACAAAUUUGUUUAUUUAGCUCGUGAAGAUUUGUUGCAUUACUGCGGCAUGGUUGAAAUCGGCUAUAUGUGUAUACUAGCGUAUAUUACAUGUCUUUGGGAUAAAUGUGACUGUGCAAAGAAUUUUUUUGUCAUUGACCAAUCAAAAAUAUCGUCACAUAUCAAAGAUCGUGAUCUUCGAUCCAGAAAUUUAGCCAACCAGCUAGAAGCAGUUAACUUGGAACAGAAAGUGCUAAUUCCAUAUAAUACCGGUUUUCAUUGGAUGUUGCAUGUUAUCGAUCUUCGUGAAAAUUGCGUUUAUGUUUUGGACUCUCUUCGGAGUAAAGUCAAUGAAGACAUUCAUGGAAUCAUAAAUGUAGGGUUGAAGACAUGGCAAGCGAAACACGAUCUACAACGCUAUCGAUCAACUCCAAAAUGGAGACCUGUAAAGUGCCCUCGUCAAUUGGAUUCUGUAGGGUGCGGGUACUACGUGCAAAAGUACAUACAUGAGAUAGUGCAUAAUUCUAGUACUUCUAUUACUAACCUUUUCAAUACCAAAAAUGCAUAUAGCCAAGAGGAGAUUGAUGAGAUUCGAACUGAAUGGGCAGCUUUUGUUAGCAGAUUUGUGUAAGUAGUUGCUUUUUGUAGUUAGGUUAGUAGUUGAUUUUUGUAGUUAGGUUAGUAGUUGAUUUUUGUAGUUAGGUUAGUAGUUGGUCGAGUUAAGUUUUUG